UCCAUUUGAGGGUCACUGAGAAGCUCAUCACGGCAUCGAAUUCUGUCAUCGAAAAUCUGCGCUUUACUGAAAACAAAUGCAGUGAACUUUUGAAAGACACCAGAACAACCAUGUUUAGUGCAUUUCGGAAGAAAAUUAAAGACAUGAAGCGAUUCUGCCAAAUCUACAGACAAAAUUUAAAUGGAAAAAUUCAGUCGCUGAUCCCGUUAGUUCAAGCCUGUGAAGAAGACACUUGUGCUUUGACCAGUCUUCUACAAGCUCAUGACGAGUCUCCAUUUAACCCACAGGAUCUAACGGAGUGGAUGAGAGAGAAAGAGAAAGAAUCAAACACAGUUGGGGAGUUUCUUCAACAAUUACUGGACUCUGGAGCUGAAGUGCAAAUUAGCUUAGAUACAGUUUUGUCAGAUAUUAAUGUGGAGAAUGUGAUUUGCUACACAUUUAGUUCCCUUGAUCGGCGAGACGAGCUGAUUUCUGAACAAGAAAAUUACUUAAAGGCUCAAACAACAGGGAAGAAUCCAGGAUCGACUCCUCGAGUAUUGAUGUGGCUCUCUGGAAACAUCAGGGAGAAAAUGAGAGAAAAUGUAAUCAUAUUUAAAGAGCUGAUGAAGUCACAUGACACUCAGUCCACUAAAUUUAUUGUUUCCUCAAAAGACCACAACAAUCAUCCAGGUUCCUGCAUUCUCCUGUAUGAAAGUGGAUGUGAUGAAGCUGUUUGCUUUACUCCUCCAUCCAAACCAGCCUGUCCAAUCACUGAGGAAGUCAAAGGUCAGAAGGUGGUUCUGAAGGUGGUUCCUCCAUCAUGUCCUGCUACAGUGGAGCUCAGAUUACUGUAUAAAGUGAAGCAGGACACAGUCUGGACAUCUGAACCUGUGCUGAAGGAUCAACACACAGUUACUCUGACUGAUCUGGAAGAAGAAACAGAGUAUGAGAUCAAGUGCACCGCGGUGGGGAAACUCAACUACACCGUAGACAGUGAUGUGAUCAGUGUCACCACAGAGAAAAGUACAAGGAACAGAGCAGUUAUAGCAGGUGUUGCACACAGUGGUGAUGUGAGGAUUGUGCUGCUGGGAAAGACUGGCGUUGGGAAAAGUGCAGCAGGAAACACCAUACUGAGACGAGAAGCUUUCAAAUCAAUACUGACUUCACGCUCUGUGAAAGAAACAUCUGAGUUCAACAGAAGAUGGAUAACUGUGAUCGACACUCCAGGGCUGUAUGAUUCUGGAGUUGAUAAUGCUGACAUCAAGAAGGAGAUUGUGAUGUGCAUCUCAAUGGCUGCUCCUGGACCACAUGUGUUUCUGCUGGUGAUUCAACUGGGACGAUUCACUCAAGAGGAGAAAGACAUAGUGAAGAUGAUCCACGAGACAUUUGGAGACAAAUCCAGAAUGUACACCAUGGUACUGUUCACCAGAGGAGAUAAACUCAAAGGAAGAAGAAUUCAAGAUUUCAUUGAAGAGGAUGAAAGUUUAAAGAGCCUCAUCCAGCAGUGUGGUCAAAGAUACCAUGUGUUCAAUAACAAUGAGACUGAAGAUCUGACGCAGGUUUCUGAGCUGCUGGAGAAGGUUGACUAUAUGGUGACAGAAAAUGGAGGGAGUUUCUACACCAGUGGGAUGUUCCAGCUGGUGGACAAGAAUAUCAAAGAGAGACAAAAGAUGAUAAUAAAGGAGAAAGAAGUAGUGAUCAAGAGAAGAGAAGAAGAGCUGAGAGCCAAAUAUGUAACAGAAAUAAACCACAUGAAGAAAGAAACAGAGAGAGAAAGACAAGAGAUGCAGACUGAACUGAGGAAAAGCGAAGAGGAGUUUAAAAAGAGGGAAGAGGAGAUCAAGAAAGAAACCGAUAAGAAACUACGAGAAGAGAUGAAGCUAAAACUGGAGGAGAAUCAGAGAGCAUAUGAAGAGGAGAAUAAAAGAAAAGAAAAAUCCCUAGGAGAACAAGAAGAACAGGACUUUAUAAAAAGCAUGGAAGAAAAACAUGAGAAGGAAAAACUUAACCUACAGGAAAGAAUUCAGAGAGAAACAAGAGAACAAGCAGAGCAUGAGUAUAAUGAAAAACUUGAUAGACGAGUGGCUAAAGCUUUAAAAGAAGCUGAAGAAAAACAUGAAACAGAAAAGGCUAAAGCUCUAAACGAAGCUGAAGAAAGACACCAGAAAAAAUGGAUGAAAUUGUACAAGAUGCAGAAAAAAAGCACAAGGAAGAAAAGGAUAAAGUUGUCAAAUUUCUUACAGAAAAACACAAGAAAGAAGAGAGUGAAGCCUUAAAAGUUAAAGAAAAAGACAAGGAAAGAGCUUUAAGAGAAGCUAAAGAAAGAUAUGAGAGAGAAAAGGCUAAAGCUUUAAAAGAAGUUGAAGAAAACUACAAGAGAGAAAAAUAUCAAUCUUUAAAACAAGCUCAAGAAAAUUUUGAGAAAGAAAAGGCUAAAGCUGAAGCACAAGUUCCAUACAGAUCAAAACGAGCAAGUGACUGGAGUCACUAUGUCCCUAUUCUUGGAGGAGCUGCUGGAAGUUUAGUUGGUACUUUUGAAGACAUCAUAUAUUGAUAACAUGUAUUCUCAAUGUCAAGCCCAAAACCUGAGGUGUGAAUUCAAGUAUAUUGUGACAAGUUAUUGUUCCAUGAAAUAUAUAUAUAAUUCUUUCUAAAAUGCAAGGGUUAAAGCAUCACCAAGAGUUGAAAUAAUGUCACUCUGAAAUCAAAUUGGCGAAAUAAGGAAUGGCAGGCCUAUCAUGAUAGAUGUGCUUCUAUAAUAUCAGUUUAUCGGCUAAGGUCGAACAGUGUUGUUAGUAGAGAUCUUAAUGUCAGAACAAAAUCUAGCCAUGAAGAGGGCAGCCCUUUACAACCCUUGCAUUUUAGAAGAGUUAUAAAAUUACACUGCACAAAAGACAUUGUGUACAAUAAUUUGGGUUCUUUUGUUUAAGAGAGGGGUUCAUUUUUCAAGUGGGGGGCACAGCAUUGUGCCAAGAUAAACAGAUAAACAGUUUGCUAAGCAGAAAAACAAAAAACCUUUUAAAACUCAAUAUAAAGAAGAACAAAAUCUGCAGGUGAAAAAAAUGCAUAGAAAAAGUAAUUCAGGCAUAGAAAAUAAUUUCAUUAGCUACCCCUUCAGAUGUGGAACGGUGAGAGAAGACUAGACGAACACAUUAGUCAUUGUAAACUGCUCAAAUGUAACAUUUUAAAUGAGACCGGCUAAAUGCUGUAGGACGGAGUCAUGGGGAAGAACCUUGUCUUUUAGUGACUUGGGGGACAACCUCAUGAUGAAGAUAUGGUGGGUGGGGGGCUACGAUUAUUAGAUUACACCAACUACAGUUCAGUCACCAGCCAAAUGGUCUCUGUGGUCUUUGUUCAUCUCUGGUAAUAAUGGAGUCAUAGUAAUUUCCACAAAGUUUAAACAAACUUAUUCAGAGGACACUCUGUGUCAGCAAACAGAAAUACAGGAACUUCAAUCUCAAAAUCAGAUUUAAUAGAAGAACGGACUAUCAAGACAUUUCAUGAACAAAGACACUCUGAGCUACACAACAUAUAUUAAAAAUAUGAUAUAUUACUAUUGAAUUUUACAUUUCUCCAAAGAUCCAUGACUGGAAAUAAACUUUUUUUUUCUUUUUCUUUUUUACGUUUUGGUUUCAAACAUUAAUGCAGGAAUGUUUUUAAUAUCAGAAUUGUUGGUUUUCCAUGAUCGGGCUAAAAGAUGUAAUCAAAAUUAAUGGCAGAGUUCCCCAAAUAUAAACGUUUUGUCAUAAAUUACUCAACGUUGAACUGUUCUAAACCUGUAUGAGUUUCUUUGUUCUGUAAAACUUAAAAGAAAUUUUGAAGAACGUUUGUAACCAAAGGGUUUCUGGUCCCCACUGUUUUUUUUUUAUAUUAUGGUAGUCAAUGGAGACCCGCAACUCUCUGGUUACCAACAUUGUUCAGUAUAAUAUCUUAUCUGUUAUAUGUAAGGGAUAAUCAACGGCUAGCUGUGCAUUAAACGAUUUGAAUGCACGACGUGGAGGCGAAGAACCACCCGACGUGCAGCAGUUGAUUAUCCCGUUUAUGCCAUGGUCAUUUGCCAGCAUUCACAUAUUAAAGAUGUUAAUAAUAUUUGUGCUGCAAUACUUGACUGGAACCAUAAAAAUGACGGUUAUUUUCAUCUGUAUUACUAUUCAACGGUAACUGUAUGUUAAGCGCAUUAAUAUAGAAAGUGAUUAAACUGACCUGGAACUACCUGUGCAGUUAAAUUAAUUUAAUCAACACCUGCCAGCCAACCAGAAUCGAGUAUUCAGACAGACCAUGGCAUAAUCAACAGAAGAAACUCACACUGGUUUAGAACAACUUGAGGUUGAGUAAAUUAUAAAAUUAUCUUUUAAAAGACAUGUAUAAGGGAAGAACUUUUACAGUGUGAUUUAAUAAUGAUUAUGAAGGAUUGCAUUCAAUUUAUUUGUGUUGGCAUAAAAAUAAAUGGGGGGGGGGGGGGUCUAAGAAAUCUUCAUCGCAACCUGCGUGUGUAGCUUAAAAAGAGCAACUCUGCAUUUGUGUUGUGGUUAAUUUUGUGGUUAAUUGUGUUGUGGUAUCAUUUAAUCAUUUAUAAAAAAGCAUUUAACCAUAUUUACUCAUUUCAUUACUUCAAAAAAUGCUGGGCUAAAGUUGGUUCAAAUAUGGACAAACCCAAUAACUGGUUUGCUUUGACCCAGUGGUUGGGUUAAAUGUUUUAUUUAACUCAACAAUUGCUUAAAAAUAUACUAAUGUAGCUGACUUAAACGCUUCCAUCAUCCACCUGGAUUGACAUUUUACUCGGUAACUUUAGGCAGUUUUCUUUUAUAUUCUUUUAUAUUUUAUAUUAUUGUUGAUGAUCGCAUUAUUUUUCAUAUUCAUCUGCUUACACGAGAUUGCUCAUUUUCCUCGCCUAUGAUUUGAUUCUGGAAAUUCUGUACUCGUUCAGAAGAUGUGUGAUAUUAAAACAUCUUUGAGAGCAAGGUGUUUCAGGUGCCCUAUAUUCUGCGUAUAAUGGUGAAAACAUGGAAAGCCGGAAAAUUUCCAAGUAAGGCUCUGUCCCAAAUGGCACCCUUAAACCCUUACAGUCUUCUUCAGAGUCCACACUUUCCUGAUGUAAUGCUGCUGACUGUUGGGUACAAGUCGGCUGCGUCGCUUGCAGGCUUGCGCAGUCAACAGUAGUGCGCACAAGGGUGAAUGGGGCAGCUCGCGAGCACCCUUCUGAAAGCUAAAAUGAUGAAUGGGACACCCUAUGGACACGCGCACACAGCAGCCACUGUAAGUCCACCAGACCGUAAGUGCACAAAAGGUGCUAUUUGGGACAGGGCCUAAAUAUUAUCUGGGCUGCAUCCCAGAGAACUGCAGUGGGAGGAGCUUACACCAAGACCUGUGAGUGAGUGGGAGGGGCUUACACCAAGACCUGUGAGUGAGUGGGAGGGGCUUACACCACAAGAGGGCGAGGGGUAGGAUUAGAGAGAUUUGUGGCUUGCAGCUAAAGUCCCACCCUCUUUAGGUUGACCCACUCAUCUGCAGCUGGCUCCAGCUUAGUUUGUACUCAUAAAUUCAAUAAAAUUCCACGGGGAAUGAUUUAAUAACCAUUUAUACACUCAUUUCACUGAUGCAUUUAUUGUUCUGCCAUUUUUAUUAUUUUUCCAUUAUUGUUUAAUCUGAUGUUAGGUGCUGUUAUGUUAGUUGUUUUCACAAUCAAGUAAGAGAUCAGAAAAUAUCUCCAUUUAAAGGUUUUUAAAGGAAGAACUAAUUUUCCAUUGCUUGUAGAGGAUUUGUGAAGUAUGAAAGCAUUAAAACAGAUUAAACUAAGAUUAUUCAAUAAACUCUGCUAAUUUUACCCUCA
Messenger RNA from Onychostoma macrolepis, 5809 nucleotides. RefSeq lists its product as uncharacterized. The transcript is spliced from 3 exons. Bases 111 to 2255 code for a protein of 714 amino acids. The record is from RefSeq and is a predicted model, not a curated record. Lineage: Eukaryota; Metazoa; Chordata; Actinopteri; Cypriniformes; Cyprinidae. Gene Ontology annotation, molecular function: protein binding; GTP binding.